GUGAGGAAAAUCGAUAUGAGCCAUCCGGACCUCCAUACAGACAGAAGACCUGCCUGUCUUCUCGUGCAAAUCUUCUUUCGGUUUGGACAUAAACCGGCAUUAAAAAAAAAAAGAAAAAAAAAGCGGAUUCCGGGUGGAGUAAGUGGGUCAGGACCUCAGGUGCCCUAAGUUCGAGUUUCCCGAUCCCCAUUUUUCUGACUCCCUAUUGGGAUCCGUCACCGGCGGCUUUUGUUUUGGCGACUUCAGUCUUUUAUCCUAGAACACCUAAAUCUUGCUGCUUCGAACAAUGGCGAUGUUGGUAGCGUCUCGUCGACUAUCCAUUGGAUCAAGGACUGUGACGACGUCCCUCUUCAGAUGCUUUUCUACCUCUUUUAGGGAGGAAAGAGACACUUUUGGACCCAUUCUCGUUCCAUCUGACAAGUUGUGGGGAGCUCAAACUCAAAGAUCACUUCAGAACUUUGAAAUUGGUGGUGAGCGAGAACGGAUGCCUGAGCCAAUUAUACGUGCAUUUGGCAUUCUUAAAAAGUGUGCUGCCAAGGUGAAUAUGGAGUAUGGUCUUGAUCCUGUUAUUGCAAAGGCAAUAAUGCAGGCUGCGCAAGAAGUUGCAGAGGGGAAACUAAAUGAUCAUUUUCCUCUGGUGGUUUGGCAAACUGGAAGUGGCACUCAAAGUAACAUGAAUGCCAAUGAGGUUAUUGCAAAUAGAGCUGCUGAAAUCCUAGGGCACAAGCGUGGUGGGAAGUUUGUUCACCCAAAUGACCAUGUGAACAGGUCUCAGUCUUCAAAUGACACCUUUCCAACAGUAAUGCAUAUUGCAGCUGCAGUGGAAGUAAAUUCGAGAUUAAUACCGAAUCUCAAACAGUUGCAAACGAGUCUGCACUCAAAGUCGAUUGAAUUCAAAGACAUAGUUAAAAUUGGGCGUACACACACUCAAGAUGCUACACCUUUGACACUUGGACAGGAGUUUAGUGGGUAUACAACACAAGUGAAGUAUGGGAUUGAUCGAGUCUUGUGCACUCUUCCUCGUCUGUAUCAGCUUGCACAGGGAGGCACUGCUGUAGGAACUGGUUUGAACACGAAGAAAGGGUUUGAUGUGAAAAUUGCUGCUGCUGUGGCAGAGGAGACAAAGUUACCAUUUGUAACAGCUGAAAACAAGUUUGAAGCACUUGCUGCUCAUGAUGCAUUUGUUGAAACUAGUGGAGCCCUAAAUACAGUUGCUACUUCUCUUAUGAAGAUUGGAAAUGAUAUUCGUUUCUUGGGAAGUGGUCCACGGUGUGGUCUGGGCGAACUUAUUCUUCCUGAAAAUGAACCUGGCAGCAGUAUUAUGCCGGGGAAAGUGAACCCCACUCAGUGUGAAGCGCUCACCAUGGUCUGUGCUCAGGUUAUGGGAAACCAUGUUGCCAUCACAGUCGGUGGAUCAAAUGGCCAUUUUGAGCUGAAUGUAUUCAAGCCUCUGAUUGCCAGUUGUCUUCUGCAUUCUUUGAGAUUGAUUGGUGAUGCAUCUUCCUCCUUUGAGAAGAAUUGUGUGAGGGGAAUUCAAGCCAAUAGGGAAAGGAUCGCUAAAUUGUUACACGAGUCACUCAUGCUAGUCACUUCUUUAAAUCCUAAAAUUGGGUAUGAUAAUGCUGCUGCAGUAGCCAAGAAAGCCCACAAGGAGGGAAGUACUCUGAAGGAAGCUGCCUUAAAUCUGGGAGUUCUGACCUCCGAAGAAUUUGACACACUUGUAGUGCCAGAGAAGAUGAUUGGUCCCAGCGACUAAGUUGCCACCGAAACCAAACAACUACUCGGGACUGGGACAGCUAAAUUUGUUUUUUCUAUUGCAAUAAUGGAUGGGGAAAUGCAUUGGCUCUGUUUUAUCCUAUUCUAAGCAGUUCUUUAUCAAAAUUAAUAGGAUGCGAAAAGUUGGGAAAGCCUGUAUACAAUUUUGUAGUAGAAGCAGGGAAUAAUAUCAGAUGCAGAGACAACGAAAUGCAUGUGUGACGGCAGUGUUGCAAUUGCGCAAAGUUGUAGUUGUGGUUGUCACUCUGCGAAUUCAUUCACUUGGCAACUAUAAUUGAAAUUCUGGGCAGCUGCUGCUUCUAAUUUCUCCA
Messenger RNA from Coffea eugenioides, 2087 nucleotides. RefSeq names its product fumarate hydratase 1, mitochondrial. Lineage: Eukaryota; Viridiplantae; Streptophyta; Magnoliopsida; Gentianales; Rubiaceae. Gene Ontology annotation, biological process: malate metabolic process; tricarboxylic acid cycle; fumarate metabolic process. The transcript has 18 exons. The coding region runs from base 287 to 1756 and encodes 489 amino acids. The record is from RefSeq and is a predicted model, not a curated record. Gene Ontology annotation, molecular function: fumarate hydratase activity. Gene Ontology annotation, cellular component: tricarboxylic acid cycle heteromeric enzyme complex; mitochondrion.